AUGGUGCCGCAGAAGCUAAAGCUUUUUAUUUGGAAAUGCUUGCAUGGUAUCUUGCCAGUAAAUGUACUAGUUAGAGAUAGAUGCUCAAGAGGAGACUGGUUGUGCAGGUGCUGUAGGGAAAGCCAAGAAACACUGGAGCAUAUGUUUUUCUUUUGCAGUAAUGCCACGACUAUUUGGGAGGCUACCCCUCUCUGUUGGGAUGGUCUCGAGAGUUUUAGGAGUAAAUUCUGGUUUUGGUGGGAAGAGCUAAAAGAUGCAGUGAAAAAGGAGAGGGGGAAGGACCGGGUUGAGCUUACUGUGCAUUUGUUAUGGCACAUUUGGAAGUCACGAAAUGGUAUGCAGUUUAACAAAAAAAGAAGAGAUCCUAGGACAGCAGUCAAUAAAGCUGUGGUGGGGUGGAGAGAGUAUCAUGAGGCUCAGCUGGAGGAGGCGGAGAGGGUUGAUGGAAGUGUGAAGAAACACCUGGCUGGAAGCGACCAAAGGAAGGCUGGAAUAAAAUGA
Molecule: messenger RNA, 501 nt
Organism: Coffea eugenioides
Lineage: Eukaryota; Viridiplantae; Streptophyta; Magnoliopsida; Gentianales; Rubiaceae
Exons: 1
Coding region: 1-501 (166 amino acids)
Source: RefSeq, a predicted model, not a curated record